UUCCGCUUCCGGCCAGAGAGGAGACGGCGGCUGAGAGUUCCGGUGUUCCCCAGUUCCCCCCCAGCUCAGCUCUCAGCGAUCCCCCGGAGACUCCUCACCCGCCAGGUCCGACCAUGCUGACCCUCCUGUCCCGGCUGCUGGACUGGUUCCGCUCGCUCUUCUGGAAGGAGGAGAUGGAGCUCACCCUGGUCGGGCUGCAGCACUCGGGGAAGACCACCUUUGUCAAUGUCAUAGCGUCAGGCCAAUUUAGCGAGGACAUGAUUCCAACUGUGGGAUUCAACAUGCGGAAAGUGACGAAAGGAAACGUAACUAUAAAGAUCUGGGAUAUAGGCGGGCAGCCGCGAUUUCGCAGUAUGUGGGAGCGCUACUGCCGGGGCGUCAAUGCAAUAGUCUACAUGGUGGAUGCUGCAGACCGAGAGAAAAUAGAAGCGUCUCGCAAUGAGCUCCAUAACCUGCUGGAUAAGCCACAGCUACAGGGUAUACCAGUUCUGGUCCUUGGGAAUAAGAGAGACCUCCCCAGCGCACUGGAUGAGAAGCAGCUGAUAGAGAAAAUGCACCUGUCAUUGAUCCAGGACAGAGAAAUCUGCUGCUAUUCCAUUUCCUGCAAAGAGAAGGAUAACAUCGAUAUCACGUUACAGUGGCUUAUCCAGCAUUCCAAGUCACGCCGUAGCUAAAGGCCUUUGUACAAUUAACUGCUGCUAUGUUUUAUGGAAUGUGCCCUUCUUCUUUCCCACCCUGACCCAAGGAUGUGCCCUUCAUCUCUACGUUCUGCGCCGAGGGACAUGCUCUUUACACUGUUUAACAGAAGAUGUACCAUUGUUCCUGUCUACUGUACACCUGAGGAUGUGCCGUUACAUGGGGUCCUGUCCUUCCUGUUCCUGCUCUUAGUUGGCCGAAAACAGAACAUAUUGGGGAUUACACUUCUAGCUCUCCACUUGAGCAAUCCUGUGUGCAAGUCGGUUCCAUUCAAGUCACAACGAAAUAUAGGAUUUCCCAUUCAUCAAACUACUGCCCUUUAUAAAUCUGCCCUCCUUCCCUUGUCUCCAAGCCUGGUAAUCCGCUAAUUUCUCAUACAUAUAUUCUUUCUCCUGAACAAUAUCCCUCAUUAACCGAUCAGCCGUAACAUUAAAACCACUGGCAGGGGAAGUGAAUAAUAUUCAUUUUCUGGUUACAACGACACCUGUCAAAGGGUAUGAUAAAUAAGGCAGCGAGUGACCAUUUAGUUCUGGAAGAUGAUGUGGUGGAAGCAGGAAAAUUGGGCAGUUGUGAUGGUUAGACGAUUGGGAUAGAGCAUCUCCAAAAUGACAGGUUUGUGGGGUUUUCCUGGUAUGCGGUGGUUACUACUUACCGAAAGUGGUCCAAGGAAGCAGAACCGGUGAUAGGGUUAUGGGCGCCCAAGGCUUAUUGAUGCCGUGGGGGAGCGAAGGCUAGCCCAUCUGGUCCAAUCCAAUAGAAGAGCUACUGUAGCACAAAUUGCUUGAAGAAAUAUAAUUCUGGCUAUGAUAAAAAGGUGUUAGAACACGCAGUGCAUCGCAGCUUGCUGCAGACUGGUCAAAGUGCCCAUGUUUACCAUUGUUCACCUUCGAAAGCACCUACAAUGGGCACAGUACUGGACCAUGGAGCAGUGCAAGAAGGUGGCCUGGUCUGAUGACUCGCGUUUUGAUUUAUCUUGGGUCCUGUCAUUCAUGUAGCUGUUACUUCGACACGUACCACUUACCUCAACAUUGUUACAGACCAAGUACACCCCUUCAUGGCAACGUUAUUCCCUGAUGGCAGUGACCUUUUUCAGCAGGAUAAUGCGUCCUGCCACUGUGCAGUCAUUGCUCCGGAAUGGUUUGAGGAACAAGACUAAGAGUUCAGGUGUUGACUUGGCCUCCACACUCCUCAGAUCUCAAUCCGAUCAAGCAUCUGUGGGACGUGCUGGAAAAACAAGUCCGAGCCAUGGAGGCCCCACCUUACAUCUCACAGGACUUAAUGGUUCUACUGCUAAAGUCUUGGUGCCAGAUACCACAGGACACCUUCAGAGAUCUUGUGGAUUACAUGCCUCAAUGGGUCUGUGCUGUUUUGGUGGCAUGAAGGGGGGGGCCUACAUAAUAUUAGGCAGGUGGCUUUAAUGUUAUGGCUGAUGGGUGUAUGUCUAUGUUCUGCAUGAAGGCCUAGAAUGAUUCUCGGAGUUCCGCUCUUGUCACUGCACUUUAGGAUCAGGUCUUUGGCUUUUUUCAACAUAACCUUCCUCUUCCCUUCCCUCCUUUUACUACCGCUGACCGUUGCCUUUCCUUCAACUCACAAACGUGCCUUCAUGUCCUCUCUUUUCCCCCAUACACAUGUCCCAGGUGUGUGUCUACAACUUUAAACUAACUCUCCAUUAAUGAGGAAUCCUAUCUGUGACUAAAGCCGGGACAUCUGAAGACAUGUCAAGAGCAUGCACAUGGCAUACUCGUGUGUUCUAGCCGUGAUGAGAGAUGGGUUCUACAGCAAAUUUCCAAAAAGUAAAGUCACUUGAUUGAAAUGAAGAUGCCAAAUUAGACCUGGGCACACACGCAGUGAGGACCCUUGGGGUGGACAGCCUAAGUUCUUAGAAGGAUCUCCCUGUCUAUAUGUGAUGGCCAUGUCGGAUACUUUGCACAGUGCUGGACUUUUGUACACCACAUCAAUACCAACACAUCAGAGUCCGCUUAGAACUUGAGAAUGUGGCCCGAUGCCUAACGCUUUGAUGGACUUCAUUAUCUUUUCACAGCGGAUUGCCAGGGCUGCUGUUGAAUGUAAAAUGUGAAUGUCUCCUCCUCAGAAGCUUACGUCAGACUGUGGUGCAUUGCAGAGCAUUACGCACCCCUCGGUAUGCAGAGCAGUUACCAUCAGGAGAUAGAAUUCUCGCACUGCAGAAAUACUCCUUUUAUCCCUCCACAUAGUACACAAGAGGGGGCUGCGUCUCCGGUACAGGAACCCUGUCCAGCUCCAUGUUCCAUUCCUGACGCUUGUGCAUUGCCCUGUACAAGAGCUUGGUACGUCACCCCUCCAACGCUCGGGUGUGUUGGCGACGCUGUAGCUGCUGCCUCCGCCGCGGUACUCCGAGCCUUUGCUUUUGCUCACAAUGUAUUGCUGCUACUCACAUUUCCCUUUAUUUUGCUUGUGCCUACUAUCUGAGAGUAAUAGAUCUCCACAGAACCAGGACGCGCUACUCUCUGCCUUUCCACAGACGCGUUUGUCUCCAGCCCCAGUACAGGGAUCGCGCUCCUCUAGAACUGAUGGAUCUAUAGGUAUUCCGGCCUGAACACAAGUUUGUUUUAUAAAUCCAAAUUCCAGUGACUUCAGUUGAUUGUCUUGUGCCCGUCGUCCUGCAAAUAUUUACCAGUAAUUUAUUAUUUUGUCUAUUUGACUUCUGUGCUUUAUAUCCCUGUUCGUACAUCAUCAGGCAGUAUUAAAUAUUAUUGUUGCCCUUGGUUACAUCACAAACCCACUCUCUGAAUACAAUUGGUACCCAUUGCAGAGAGCACAGCAGGUUUGUGUUGCAGCAGGGCAGGCUUGGCCGACCUGUGGCACUCCGGCUGUUGUGAAACUACACAUCCCAGCAUGCCCUGCCACAGUCUUACCAUUCCCUAACCGCAAAACUGGCAGGGCAUGCUGGGACUUGUAGCUUCACAUCGGCUGGAGAGCCACAGCUUGGCCAGGCCUGAAAAUAAACCGCACUGCCUGAAAGCGGUUACAGUUUGCAGGACAACAGGUGCAAACAGACAAUUGAAGUGUCUUAGGGGGAGAUGUACCAAGCUUUAGAGAGGGAUAAAGUACCAGCCAAUCAGCUCCUGUCAUGUUACAGGCUGUGUUUAAAAAAAUGACAGGAGCUGGUUAGUUUGUCCCUUAUCUCCACCCGCAUUUUCUCUGUCCUUAGUACAUCUGCCCGUUAUUGCGGAAACCACAUGGAACUUAGUCUAUGAACUAGGAACUCUAGAUAAUGUUACACCACAGGGAUAGGCAACAUCUGCAUUCCAGCUGCUGUUGAACUACACAUCCCAGCAUGCCCUGACACAGUUUUUGCAUGCUGAGAGGUAUAGUUCCAUAGCAGCUGGAGCACCGCAGGCUGUCUACCCGUUAUACCAUAUAACACUUUGCCCUUUACUGUUGUAACUAUGUGAACCUAGCAUUCGUGCCGUCACAAAUGGCAACCAAUUAGAUAACGGCUUUCAUCAGACUAGUAAAAGCCAUUCUCUGAUUUGUUGCUAUAGGUCACAGUAUAUUUGCACUUUAUUCAAUAAGUCCUUUGGUGCCUUAUGUUUUACCACUACUUCGUCUAAUUCACUAAUGAAAAGCCCCAGAUCUGUUCUAGAGAUUAAUGAAUGACUUGAGAUUGGGAUGUUCGAUUCUUGCCCCUCAUUCUUCCGGCUGGUCGGCCAUCCUGGGCUCGGAGACGAAGCGUCUGUUACAGCAGGGGCAUCAGCGUGGGUGCAUGAAGAUGUCAAAAUGCGCCCCCCCUGCGCGGUUCUGUGGACGUCGGCUGCUGCAUGCACAUCACCUCCAUGAAACUUGUAAAUAGAGAAAUUGAUUUUUUAGUGAAUGUUGCGCGUCUCCCGCACCACCCCUUACACAGCGCUCUAACAUUUUAGGGGUUUUAUAGGCUAUUUUAACUGUACAGAACUUUUGAUUCUAAAUGGAAAGCUUUAUGUAUUUUAUUUAUGCCAGUGAUGAUGAUCAAUCCAUUUUCAGCUGGGAGUCUGCACACUGGUGCGUUACAGGUGAACAUUAAAGUGGUAGAAAUCCA
Molecule: messenger RNA, 4753 nt
Organism: Pseudophryne corroboree (corroboree frog)
Lineage: Eukaryota; Metazoa; Chordata; Amphibia; Anura; Myobatrachidae
Gene: ARL8B
Product: ADP ribosylation factor like GTPase 8B
Exons: 7
Coding region: 114-674 (186 amino acids)
Biological process (GO): protein transport; anterograde axonal transport
Cellular component (GO): lysosomal membrane
Molecular function (GO): GTPase activity; GTP binding
Source: RefSeq, a predicted model, not a curated record